AAUUCAUUAUGGAAAAGGCUUCGAUGAAUUCCACGAGAACAAAGAUAAAAGGGUAUCAAAAAGUAGAGAACGGAAGAGACAAAACCCGGAUUCUCAGAAGUAGGGGUCCUUUUCCCACUUUAUAGGUGCAAAUUAUAGAUACUUGAAAAGCUAAUGGGUCCUUUUAUAGGGGUUUCUUUGCAAAUUCCGCAAUAGCUGAAACGAAUCGCCGUUACAAAAAGAAGCCUUUCUAGAAAAGUCACGUGAGAUACGUGCCGUUUCUCUUACAUGCACUAAUCUGCAACUUCUUUUCGUACACUCUCUUCCCCACAAAUGGCCAUGGCGUUCAAGCUUCUCUAAAAUCUCCAUUUCUUCGAAGCUCUCUCUUCGUCUCAAAUGGGUUUUACGCUUAAGCUUCACUGAAAAAACCCACUCUAUCUGUAAUUUUUGUUAUGGCUCUUAAGCUUCCAUGUCUGUGCCUCUUCUUGUUUACCUCUCUCUGUAUUUUGCUCUCCAACGUUGUUGCGGAGCAAGAUGAGCAAAACCCAGAUAGAGAAAGUCUCCUUUCUUUCAAAGCCGCGCUUGAAAACCCGCACAUACUCUCUUCAUGGAACCAGUCGACUCGUCAUUGCAACUGGGUCGGGGUCUCUUGCCAACUCGGACGAGUCACGGAACUUGCUCUUCCAAAUCAGCUUCUGAAAGGUCCUCUCUCGCCCUCGCUCUUCGGUAUCUCCACACUCAUCGUCCUUGAUCUCUCGUCAAACCUCUUUAGCGGCGAAAUUGCUCCUCAAAUUGCCAACCUAAAGAGGUUGAGAUCAUUUUCUCUUGAUGAUAACCAGCUCUCUGGGGUGAUUCCGGGUGAACUCGGUGAGUUGAACCGUCUCAAGACCCUAGAACUCGGUUCCAAUCUUUUCACCGGAGAAAUUCCUCCUGAACUCGGGAAUUUAACCAACCUCAUCACACUUGACCUAUCCGGCAACUCGCUCACCGGGAACCUUCCGACCCAACUCAGCGGGUUGACCCAGAUGCUGUACUUGGACUUGAGUGACAACCUUCUCUCAGGUUCUCUUCCUGAAACACUCUUCACCAAUCUACAAUCUCUAUCAUCUUUGGACAUCUCGAACAACAGCUUCUCUGGUGCAAUUCCACCCCAAAUAGGCAACCUCAAGAACCUAACUGAUCUUUAUAUUGGCAUCAAUGGUUUCUCCGGUCCGUUACCUCCUGAAAUUGGAGGCCUUUUGCGACUUCAGAACUUCUUCUCUCCUUCUUGUUCCAUAACUGGCCCCUUACCUGUGCAACUCUCGGACUUGCAAUCACUGAACAAACUAGACCUCUCGUAUAACCCGUUGAAGUGUUCGAUCCCGAAAUCCAUAGGGAAAUUGCGGAAUUUGAGUAUUUUGAACCUUGUUUAUGCCGAGCUUAAUGGGUCGAUUCCAGUUGAGCUUGGAAACUGCAAGAAUUUGAAAACUUUGAUGCUUUCAUUCAACUCGCUCUCUGGACCGUUGCCUGAGGAGCUUUCCAGGCUGCCAAUGCUGACGUUUUCAGCUGAGAAGAACCAGCUCUCGGGGCCAUUGCCGACCUGGAUUGGGAGGUGGAGUCAUGUUCAGUCAAUUUUUCUCUCAAGUAACCGAUUCUCAGGGAGUAUUCCAGUGGAGAUUGGGAAUUGUAGCAUGUUGGAUCAUAUAAGUUUGAGCAAUAACUUGUUGAGGGGCGUGAUACCCAGAGAGUUGUGCAAUGCGGUGUCACUUACUGAGAUUGAUCUUGAUGGUAAUUUCCUGUCGGGGACGAUUGAGGAUGUGUUCAUCAAGUGCACGAAUUUGACUCAGCUGACUUUGGUUAAUAAUCAGAUAAAUGGUUCCUUGCCGGGGUAUCUUGCAGAGCUUCCAUUGAUGGUGCUUGACAUUGAUUCAAACAAUUUUACAGGUAUCAUACCAAUGAGUCUCUGGAAUUCGGUAACUUUGAUGGAGUUCUCUGCCGCAAAUAAUAUCUUGGAAGGUACUCUUCCUGCGGAGAUUGGCAAUGCAAUAGCUCUGGAGAGGCUAGUUCUUAGUAACAAUUACUUGAAGGGGUCUAUACCUAAGGAAAUUGGCAAUCUGACCAACCUUUGUGUGUUUAACUUGAACUCUAAUCAGCUUGAAGGGAGCAUACCAGAUGAGCUUGGAGAUUGUAUUUCUCUUACCACUUUGGACCUUGGCAACAACUUUCUUAUUGGCUCCAUUCCUAAGCAACUCGCCGACCUAGCUGAACUACAAUGCUUGGUCCUCUCUUACAAUAGUUUGUCAGGGUCAAUACCAUGGAAGGCAUCAGCCUAUUUUCAUCAGGCUAACAUGCCUGAUUUGACAUUUGUGCAGCACCAUGGAGUGUAUGAUCUGUCACAUAAUAAUUUGUCUGGUUCGAUACCUGAAGAAUUGGGGAACUGUGUUGUCAUUGUGGAUCUUCUUCUUAGCAACAAUAUGCUUUCUGGUGAGAUUCCGGGAUCACUUUCUCGCUUGACCAAUCUCACAACUCUGGAUUUGUCUGGAAAUGUUUUGACUGGUUCAAUUCCACCUGCAUUUGGUUACUCUCAAAAGCUUCAGGGCUUGUAUUUAGGAAAUAAUCAGCUUACAGGGACCAUCCCUGCAAGCUUAGGACGUUUGGGUAGUUUAGUUAAGCUGAAUUUGACUGGAAAUAAGCUAUCUGGUUCAGUUCCCAUUAGUUUUGGCUAUCUGAGACAGCUUACCCACUUGGAUGUGAGCAACAACAAGCUCAAUGGUGUGCUUCCUUCCACUUUGACGCAUGUGCUUAAUCUUGUGGGACUUUAUGUUCAGCAAAACAGGUUUUCUGGUUCAAUCGAUGAGUUUUUGUUGAAUUCCUUAGCAUGGAAGAUUGAAACUAUGAACUUGAGCAAUAACUUCUUUGCGGGGGAUCUGCCGCGAUCAUUGGGCAAUCUUUCCUAUGUGACAUAUUUGGAUCUUCAUGACAAUAGGUUCACAGGAGAGAUCCCUCCGGACCUUGGUAAUUUGAUGGAACUUCAAUACUUUGACGUAUCCGGAAACAUGCUAUCUGGCCUGAUUCCGGAGAAACUAUGCAGUCUGAUUAAUCUUCUUUACAUUAAUUUGGCUGGAAAUAGAUUGGAAGGGCCUGUACCCAGAAGUGGCGUUUGCUCAAACAUGUCUACAAUUUUUCUUGCUGGCAACAAAGAUCUCUGUGGUGGAGUUGUGGGUGUAGAUUGCAAGAUUAAAAGAUUUGCAAAGUCGGCCUUAUUAAAAGCUUGGGGUUUUAGCGGGAUUGCAGUUGGGAUCUUGAUUGUGUUUCUUGUUGUGGGCUUUGCUAUUUGGAGAUGUAUCACUCGAGGGAGUAGUGGAGGAGAUCCUGAGGCUAUUGAGGAAAGCAAAUUGAACAAUUUUGUGGAUCAGAAUAUGUAUUUCUUAAGUAGCAGCAGGUCAAAGGAGCCUUUAAGCAUUAAUAUAGCUAUGUUUGAGCAGCCACUUUUGAAACUGUCCUUGGAAGAUAUUCUUGAAGCCACCAAUAACUUCUGCAAGACGAACAUAAUUGGAGAUGGAGGUUUCGGAACGGUUUAUAGAGCUACUUUACCUGAUGGAAGGACAGUUGCAGUCAAGAAACUUAGUGAAGCAAAGACACAAGGUAACCGAGAAUUCAUUGCUGAAAUGGAAACUUUGGGCAAGGUAAAGCACCAAAACCUUGUUCCAUUGCUUGGCUACUGCUCCUUUGGUGUGGAAAAGCUCCUUGUUUAUGAGUACAUGAUAAAUGGGAGCUUAGAUCUUUGGCUGAGGAGUCGGACGGGCGCCCUUGAUGUUCUGAACUGGCCCAAACGCUUCAAAAUUGCUACUGGUGCUGCUAGAGGACUAGCAUUCCUUCAUCAUGGGUUCAUCCCCCACAUUAUCCACAGGGAUAUUAAAGCCAGCAAUAUCUUACUCAACGAAGACUUUGAGCCAAAAGUUGCAGAUUUUGGGCUUGCAAGAUUGAUUAGUGCUUGUGAGACUCAUGUUAGCACUGUCAUCGCUGGAACAUUUGGCUACAUUCCACCUGAAUAUGGGCAGAGCGGGAGGUCAACUACAAGAGGAGAUGUGUAUAGUUUUGGUGUAAUCCUGCUUCAAUUGGUAACAGGGAAAGAGCCAACAGGACCUGAUUUUAAAGAGGUUGAAGGGGGCAAUUUGGUUGGUUGGGUGUUUCAGAAGAUCAAGAAGAGGCAGGCUGCUGAUGUUCUUGAUCCGACUGUUCUCAACGCGGAUUCGAAGCAGAUGAUGCUUCAAGUGCUGCAGGUUGCUGCUGUAUGCUUGUCUGAUAAUCCAGCUAAUAGGCCUACCAUGCUUCAAGUGUUGAAGUUCUUGAAGAAGAUCAACGAUGACUAGAUCUGGUUUACAAGUAGGUUAUUGUCAAACUAAACCUUGUAAAUUGUCUAGAAGAAGGGAGUAUGAAAAAGUUUACCAUUCCAGGGUAAAGGAAGGAAUCGGAGUUCACGUAAUGUGUCAUUUUAUAUAUGGA
Tripterygium wilfordii is the source of this 4464-nucleotide messenger RNA. RefSeq names its product leucine-rich repeat receptor protein kinase EMS1-like. Gene Ontology annotation, biological process: protein phosphorylation. Gene Ontology annotation, molecular function: protein binding; ATP binding; protein kinase activity. The record is from RefSeq and is a predicted model, not a curated record. The transcript has a single exon. Bases 432 to 4331 code for a protein of 1299 amino acids. Lineage: Eukaryota; Viridiplantae; Streptophyta; Magnoliopsida; Celastrales; Celastraceae.